Messenger RNA from Dermacentor albipictus, 3720 nucleotides. RefSeq names its product streptococcal hemagglutinin-like. The record is from RefSeq and is a predicted model, not a curated record. Lineage: Eukaryota; Metazoa; Arthropoda; Arachnida; Ixodida; Ixodidae.
AUGAAAAAGGGCUGCAGGGCCACAGAAUCCACUGAAGGUAGUUCUGUGGGAACCUCCCUUCAACAUUUCGCUGAAGUCAUCAUCGGCAAAGUUAAUCAGCAGUCAGUAACUCAGAAAUCGGGUUUGCCAGUUCAGCCUGACAUCAGCAUGGCGAAACUUUCGCUGGAACCGACCACUCAGCACAAACUGCUUAGCAUGGAGGCAUUUGUGCGCAAGACAGCACAGCCGGAGGCACCAGAGCUGAUAGAGGCAGUGUCUGGUAAAAAUCUUGCUAACAUGAAGCAAAAUACACCCUUAGAAGCUGACCGGCCUUCUCUGAACCAGACCACAGAAAGCACCAUCAGUGAAAUGAAGUCACAAGAAGAGAUCACGCCUGCGGAGCAGUCGUCGCUGAAGACUACAGUCACAGAGAGCAGCGCUGACGAUGCAAAGUACGGCACUGACAGGAUAGGCGGGAAAACACCAAAGCCGAUACAAGUCAGCGUGCCUCAAGACUAUCGCGGCUGGGUCCCUAUAGGGGCCGCUUACGCUGCACAAAGACCGCCCAAGAAUGGGGCAUCUUUAGGGCUAACCGAACUGGUCGGAAAUACCAGCGGAGCGAGGGACAUUUCGAUGACGUUCUCGGAUGGCGGUGGUAUCCAAAGCGUGCUCCGAAAGAAGCCCUCGGUGUCGUCCACUCUGUCAGAGACUACACCAUCGCUUUCAGCGCAAAAGCCGUACCAGGAGUACAUGGCGAAGCAGCUUCAGCCUGUAGUGCACUUUGCCGAGAGACCAUUUGCGGAAGUUCUCGCCAGUAUGGAGAGCGAGAUAACCAGCAUGUUCCUAGAUGACGUGACAACUGGCGUUCAGGGCCCCGAAAAAGGACUGGACAAGUCGUCUCCAAGCAGCGCUCCGCAAAGCUCGACCCAGUCGACCAUGAAUGAUGAGAAGCUCGAUCAAGCAGCCAUCGAGAGUUCGUCAAAAGGAGCCUCUGAAACGGACUCCAGUAGAGCGGUUGCCAGCGGAGACGUAGCCGAGACAUCGGGCCGCGUCGCAUCCACUGCAGCCCGGCCAGUCGGCAAGAUCCCGGUUUCGUCCAAGGCAGUGACGACGUCGACUUCGAACGAGAGCGACCAGGCGUCCAAGGAGGCUCCUAGGGCGCUGCUCACCUUCUGCGACUCGGACGAGGGCUCGAUGCCACCGUCCGAGUCCAUGUCGCUUUCGUUCGUCUCCUCCAACUCCAGCUGCAACGCGGUGCACCGCCUAACCGAUCUGGUCGACCUUCGAAGGUUGCAGCACAGUGCGGCGGCGGCAACUCACGAGACGGGUGACGGCGGCGUCGUGCUAGGCAUGCCGCUACCCUGGCUGACGUCCUCGUCGGCGGCGCAGAUGGAGAGCUCGCGGCAACCCGCGUCAUCGUUGACGGAGUGCGGCGCUCAGGCUCUGCUACUGACGGAGCCAGCGGGUCGCUCUGGCUGGCCUCAGCUCAGGAAGACUCGGAGACGCGACGUUGGUCACCGCGUGUCUACGGACCGUCCAUGGACGGAGGACGUCAAGAAGGUUGUAAUGCUGGGCAACAAGCACUACCUGCAUCAGCACGCGGGCCGCCGUCCCAUGGCGAAGUCGGCGACCACCUUUGACGAGACGCAGUGUGUGCUCUUCAAGAUCGAGGACCAUGUGCAGCCCGAUACGAUGGCUUCACCGGUGGCCCGCAAUGCUCCGCACAGCAUGAGCAUGUCUUGCGAGCUGACUCGGGAAAGCUGCGAGUCCACACUGGAGCUGUUGCUCCAGCAGAGCACCUUUUCCUCGGGAAGGGACGCCGACACGCUGAUGUCUGACGAUAACAAUUUCAAGCAGCCGCUUAGGCUGAGUGACUUGAUCUUGCUGCAGCACCCAGAGGUUGGCCUCAGGAACAUUAUUUUAGUCGACUUUUCUAAGACUUCCGACGCACUUUCCUCGGCCGCGGCUGCGCCUGCCGAGGGCGGAGUAAAGCGCCAAGGUGUAGUGCUGGAAGCUCAGCCCGAGGACAAGCAGGCGCCGGAUUUGAUCACCAACCACAAAUCCCGUGCCAAUGAGCCGAUGUCCGAGGAGAGGCGUCUGACGGCAGCUGCAGUCGGGAUUUGGCGAGAGCCAUUUCUUGCUGCAACGGUGGCAGGAAAUAAAGACUCGGACGCUCUCCGGAAGCCCCAGCGUCCGAGCCUCACCAAGUCGGCAGCCAAGGCCACCGACCACGAGCGCCGGCUGGAGCAAGGAAGUGAGGGUGCGAGAAGGGGGGCCGCGAAAGCAGCAGCGGCCAGGGCGACGAAGCCGAAGGUUCAUUUCGCCCCGCCGCUGGCUUCGCAACACGUCGUCUUUCUGCCCGAUUGCGCCGUGGCCAUACGUCUUCCAAGUGGCGUGAUCCGGAGCGUUCAUCCGGGGCAACAAGCCUUCGGCACUGCCUCACCGCAAGGCAGAGGGGCGAUGAGGGCCGACCACAGGACUCCGCAGCUUCUGCUGUCCACGGCCCUGGACGAACCCAGCUUCGAGUCCAUCUACAACGCCAUCUUGCAGCCGCCGCCCCGAGCUACCGCCGCUCUGGAGCCUAUUGCACCGGGAGACGUUCCGAGCCCUAGAAGGGCGACUUCAUCGACACGGGCAGUCUCGUUCGACGACUCGCUCACCACCGUGGUGCCCCUGGAGCCGCCACCAGAGUCGUUAACGUACGACGUCGCCGACGCGACGGCGGGGUCCGAGCCGGAGGCGCCUUCGCAGUGGCGCAGGGCGAGGCGCCGCUCUAGCCUCUGCCGCUCCUUGUCCGGCUCGCGUCUGCAGGCGCCGCCGGCGAGCCUCGGCAUCGAAGGUGCCAAAGUCGCGUGCGGCACAGCCCGCAAGACGAUUAGGUUCGGCGGCUCUGGCCAGCUGGCCCCUGCGCUGGCUCGCCCUGGUGCCGCCAAGGACGCUGGCGCGGAAGGCGCGUUCCCAUCAUGCGGCGGCAGUGGUAGGCGCGACACCCCGACUCCGCUGAUGUCGCCUUUCUAUUCGUUCGAGGACACCGGCUCCGAGCUAUCCUUCCUGCCGGAGUCGAGCAAUUUCGACAGGUCAGGGUCGGCCGCGGCCUCGCAGCGCAGCAACGACCACAAGCAUUGCGACGAAGCCGAUGCCCCGCGGCCUGCAUGAACCGCGCCUGUGCGGUGCCAAUCAUCAGGAUAUGUUCUGGCUGCAUACAAUUACGCGUAGUUAAUAAAUGCUCUGAGAAAAGCGAGUGCUAGCACAACUGGGCAAGAGCUGUACGUACGUGUCCAAUGAAGUCGGAGAUCCGUGCCCCUCCAAGUCAGUGCAACCCGUACAUUAUACAAUUUACAUCUUCACCUAUACGUUCACCUUCUAAUAUAUAGCAAGCUCAUCAGGGGUCAAUUGUUUGUAUUACGUUCUAAUACCUUCGUGGGCAUAUGUGAUUUGGCUUUUUAGAAACAUGCAGCCCAAAUAGCGCAAACCUUUCAUAUGGGCCCGUAUGGUGUCCUUUGACCAUGUCUAGAGAGUAUGUUGUAUUCACUGUCUUAUUAUGCGCUCCUUUGAUGUCGUCUAACCCAAUUCUCAGUGAAACACAUCGGAGUGAAUUAUUUGAUACAAUAAAGCAAAUCUCGGAUGACGCCAUACGCCCAAUGAAAUUUCUGUGGCAAACGCUCAGAGUCGCGCGAGUUCUGAAUUAGUUUAUAAAUUAUCGGGACCUUGUAUAAAUGAAGCGUAUAUAAUAUUUGGAAU